Molecule: messenger RNA, 769 nt
Organism: Cajanus cajan (pigeon pea)
Lineage: Eukaryota; Viridiplantae; Streptophyta; Magnoliopsida; Fabales; Fabaceae
Source: RefSeq, a predicted model, not a curated record
UGAAUGAUGAUAUAUAUCUAUCUCUCUCCACACACAUCAUUUAGAAUGCCACUUUGUUCUUUGUGAAGAAGAAAUAAGAGAUGGAAGAGGGAAUGCAAUGCACCAACAUUAAGCACCCUCACAGGAACAACCCCGCAGCCAUAUGCGCCUUUUGUCUCCAAGAAAAGCUUCGCAACCUUCACUCUCCUCCCUCCACUUCCUCCCUUAACCCAAACAACGUUAACACUCCCACCACUAAAAGAAACGCCUUCUGGUCCUUCAUCUACCCUUCUUCCAAGCCCAAGCCCAAGCCCAAGCCCAAGCCCAAAUGCUCCACCUCCCAAGAGGACACCUCUUUGGUUUCUCGAUCCAGAUCCGUUGGCUGCGGCACCAGGACCUUCUCCCGGGAUUGCACUCUCCGGAGAGUCCAGUCUCAGCGCCAUGCCCAUGAUGCCAUUGCCGGGGGUAGGACUUGGGCCUGGGCCUGGGCCUUUGCUAGUCCUAUCAGGGCUUUCACCACCAAGGCCUCUUCCAAGAGAGAUAACAACCUAUCAUCCAUUCCUUCUUUGCUCGCUGUACGAUAACCACCUUUUUAUUUGCUUUAUGCACAUUACCAUCUUCUUAACUACUGCAUGUACGUGUAUUGCCUCUAUCUUAAUUUCAUGCCAAAGUGAAUCUAGUGUAUUCUUUGUCUUUUCUGUAUCGUAGUAAUUCGAUUCACACUAUGAUAUGCUAUGUCAAUGUCAAUGAUGAAAAUUUAAUUUAUAUAUAUAUAUAUACUUUUUCUAGA